CCACCCAGCAAUGGAGACCGACCUAAUCUAAGCAUGACAGAUGCGUCAGCCUUACGGGAUUUUACCCAGCCCGACGAGCUGAGCGACCUGACCCUGGUGAUUAGUGGCACCCCCCUCCACGUCCACAAACAGUAUCUGGCCGAGUGGUCCCCCGUGUGGCGCCAGCUGUUUCUGGAGGAAUGUUCAAGUCCCCAGGGUCUACGGGAAAUCUUAAUGCCUGAUAAAAACUUACAAGAAGUUACGGAACUAUUGCACUGUAUUUAUUCCACACAGAAACCUAUUUCAGAUACUAAUGUGAAAUUUUUACUACAACUUUCUGAUGAAUUCCAAAUAAAUCGUGUGAAGGAAAGAUGUGAACAGUUUCUCAUCAACCAGGAUAGAUCUCUGGGAAUAUUAGUCCUGGCCGAAAAAUACAACCUAAGGUCCCUCUAUAAACAGUGCAUGGAGUACGCCAAAACUAAGACACUGGAGGAACUGGACUCAAGUCCUGAGAUUAAACGGCUGUCAUCAAAGACAGUGUUACAGAUCUAUCAUGACAAGAUAGAGAUGCUCCGCGACUAUUCUAAUGACAUUACACAGAGAGACAGACGGACAAUGCUGGAUUGUGAGACCCUGAGGAUGGAGAAAGCCAACAUGCUGAGGAGUUUACAGGGCAUACAGAAACUCUGGGAUACCCCCAGUAAGAGGUGCUUCAGACACAUUGCUGACAGCGCGUUCAAUUACAGCUGUGCAGACUGUAACGAAAAAAUCUACUUUGAGGUUCGGAAGUUGUGUGGGGAGGGGCAACACCUCAGACGAUACUUUCCCAAACCCCCCGAAAAGAAAUGAUAAAUAUCAUUGCUAGAUUACAGUGAAAUUUGGAAAUGAACAUAAUUUAUAACAGUAAGAUUUGGAGCUUCAUCCUAAGCAACAAAGCUAGUCUUCAGAAUUAACCACCUCACUGGCAAAAUGUCUCAUUAAAACACUUCAAACUGCAUAGUACUGCAUAGUUCUGCAUAGUGCUGUGUCUGAACUAUGUUUAAACUGGCCAGAAAGUUAUCACUUGAAACACAAAUUAAUACAUGAUCUUUUACAAUCACUUUAAGUUGUUUGUU
Molecule: messenger RNA, 1094 nt
Organism: Saccostrea cuccullata (small rock oyster)
Lineage: Eukaryota; Metazoa; Mollusca; Bivalvia; Ostreida; Ostreidae
Product: BTB and MATH domain-containing protein 38-like
Exons: 2
Coding region: 34-828 (264 amino acids)
Molecular function (GO): protein binding
Source: RefSeq, a predicted model, not a curated record